AUGAGCGUCCGCGUGCUUGCCCGCAUACGACCCCUGCUCAAGAGCGAGCUCGACAAGGACACCAUUGUUACCGCCGAGAGCGCCACUGGGGAUGAAAACUCGCCUCCCAACGUCAUUCGAAUCCCUAAUCCCAAGAAUGAGGCCGAGUCCUUCAGUUUCCAGUUCCAGGGCGUCUACGACCGCGCCACCACCCAACAAGAGUUGUUUGACAAGGAGGUAUCUCCCACUGUCAAACACCUCUUCAAUGGCUUCGAUGUCACAAUCUUCGCCUACGGCGUUACCGGCACCGGCAAGACCCAUACCAUGCGUGGCGGGAAAUCCUUGGCAGACCGCGGAGUCAUUCCUCGCCUGCUCAGUUCUAUAUACCGUCGCUGCCGGAAGCUCGAGAAAGAUGGGGAAACCCAGGUGGAGGUGUCGCUGAGUUAUUAUGAAAUUUACAACGACCGUGUUUACGACCUUUUCGAGCCCCCGGAAAAGCGCACUGCAGCGGGCCUGCCCAUCCGGGAUAACCAUGGCAAGACUGUGGUCGUUGGUCUUACUGAGCGGCCUUGCACCACUUUGAAAGAUUUUGAGAAGCUCUACGACGAGGCCAACAUGAACCGGUCUACCUCUGCAACGAAACUAAACGCCCAUUCCUCGCGAUCCCACGCUAUAUUAUGCGUCCAGGUUACGCAAACGACAGCGACCCAUACCCGCGUCUCGAAAGUCUCCUGUAUCGACCUUGCCGGGUCCGAGGACAACCGGAGAACAGACAACAACCGGGAACGCCUGGUCGAGUCUUCCGCAAUCAACAAAUCUCUGUUUGUACUAGCGCAGUGCGUCGAGGCCAUCAGCAAGAAACAUUCAAGGAUACCGUACAGGGAGUCCAAGAUGACCCGCAUCCUAUCUUUGGGUCAGAACAAUGGCCUCACUCUCAUGGUUCUGAAUCUCGCGCCAGUGCGCUCGUACCACCUUGAUACCUUGAGCUCCCUGAAUUUUGCCAAUCGGACUAAGAAGAUUGAGGUUGCCGAGGUUGAGAAUGAAGCCGUCCUCCGUGGGCCACCGAAAACUACAUCGAGCAUCGCCGGCGCCAGCCUGCAGCAGCGCCAGCCGCUGAGGGCGCUGGCUGCCGCGACGAACGUGAACAUCGCACACAGCUACGUGCAGCCGAAAAAGACUGACAAGCCAGCCAAGGCUUUCUCCGUGUACUCGGACAAACACAGGAUGCACAGCUCGGGCUACGGCAAGCCGACGGCAUUGCAGAGCGGCCUCUCGAAGGAGGCAAUCGAAGCCCUCAUCGAGCGUCGGCUAGACGAGAAGUUGGCCGAGCGUGCUCUCAAUGAGUCCUCCACCAUUCAGACUCAGGACAUCAGCGAAGCGGUGAGGCAACGAUUGGAGGCUUUGGAGGAGCGCGUCGAUGUUUCUGCGCUCAAGAUGUACCAGCUGGCACUGCCGCAUUUCCCAGAGAAUGAGAAACUCAGCCAGAAGAUUGUCAACCUGCAGGAGAAGAUUCGCCUGAAGAAGGAGGCGGCGAAGUCUUCCGCUGCACCCGACUCCAGCUUGGAAUUCAUGAAUCAGGAGCAUGUGCCUGCACACCCCCCAAAGCCCACCACCCGCGACGCCGAUCACGACGCCUCCGAGGCCGAAGUCGACGGCCACGACGACUCGUUCGUCCCGGAGGACGAUGGUGCCGCAUCUGACUACCAAGAAGAAGACAGCUUCGUCUACAAGCCCAAAGCCAAAGCGCCCAAGAAGCCGAAGAUGAAGAUCUUCCGCGACAACAGCAGCAGUGGCCUCGACGUCUCUCCUUCAAUUCCCACCGGCAGCACCCUCACACCCCGCACCCAGCGCCUGCUCAACAUCAUCAACACGCGCGAGGUCUCGCAAAUCCGACUUCUCAAAGGCGUUGGCGCCAAGAAAGCCGAGGCCAUCGUCAAUUCGCUAUGCGAGAUGGACGGUCGCGGCGCCGACGAGUGGCUGAUCACAGACUUGGAGCAGCUGGGCGGGUUGAGGGGCGUAGGGUUAAAGACGGUCGAGAAUAUGAGGGCCGGGCUGGCUUGUUAA
Messenger RNA from Lasiodiplodia theobromae, 2043 nucleotides. RefSeq names its product Kinesin family protein. NCBI's taxonomy places the organism in Eukaryota, Fungi, Ascomycota, Dothideomycetes, Botryosphaeriales, Botryosphaeriaceae. The coding region runs from base 1 to 2043 and encodes 680 amino acids. Gene Ontology annotation, molecular function: ATP hydrolysis activity; microtubule binding; ATP binding. The record is from RefSeq and is a predicted model, not a curated record. Gene Ontology annotation, cellular component: kinesin complex; microtubule. Gene Ontology annotation, biological process: microtubule-based movement. The transcript is spliced from 5 exons.